CUGUCGUUGGCAACGGCGGAGGCUGGAGCGGGAAGGAUAUUUGCUGCUAAGCGCUUGUUGUCAAAUCAACUUUUGUUGACUCGGUAACGUUACAUGGCUGACCUGGAAAAGCCCUCGCAUCUCAUCAUGAUGUGAAACGGCAUGUUAUCGUUUUGGUCUGUGGGAAACGGAGAAGGAGCCGGGUCAUUUAGCAGUCUGUUUGCUAGCUAACAUCUCUAAAUGUACACUAACAUUAUCUGCUCGAGUUUUAACAAGCAAGACUGAGACAUCAACAGGUGGAUUUCCCAUUUGCGAUAUUCGCUAGAAAUGGCCUCCAAAGGUUGGCAGCAUCCUUACGUCAACAUAUUCAAACACGUCAGAGUUGAAGACUGGAAAAGGUCGGCAAAAGAGGGGGAUGUGUCAACAUACACGGACAAGAGACUGAAAUGUUCCGUGUUCAGAAUCAGGGGUCCUGUUCCUGCCAACAGCUACAUCCUGGUACCCAAAAACAGCAACCAGUCUCUGGGGCUGACAGGUCGCUACUUCUAUCUUCUCUUCAGGCCCACCCCUGGCAAAUACUUUGUAGUCCACCUGGAUGUUUCUGUGGAGGAGGGCCUGGUGGUCCGUAUCUCUUUUUCCAACAUGUUCAAAGAGUUCAAGUCCACAGCUACCUGGCUUCAGUUUCCUUUCCUGUGUGGCGCUGCAAAGGAUUCAGUCUAUGAAAGCACGGCCAAAUCCGCAAGACAUGGUUUGGUGGGUCCAGCUCCCACUUUGGUUCGUUGGACCUGUCUGAUGCUGGAUCUGCAGUACACACUCUCGGUCUACCUCAACCGCUGCUACAGUCAACUAAAGAGCAUUAAGCUUUGUGCCAACAUGGCGGUGAAAAACAUGUUUACCAGCGACCUGCUGCUAGAUCCAGGAGUUUCCUUCAGUGAAGCCAAGCUGAUGGGUCUGGCUUCUUCUCAGGGAACAGGUCCUAUACCCAGAGACAUGUCAUAUCCUGUGCCCAAGGGAGGCUCCUGGCAUGAUCUCUAUGAUUAUAUCAGGUUUCCCUCAGAGGGAACAAAGUUACCCUUUGACUCCAUUCAAAAAGGCAAUCCCAGGCCCGAGUCUAGUUGUGUCUCUAGCCAGAGAAGCCCGAUUAGACAGGAACCUCGGUGUGUCAACCUCAGCAAACCAGUUCAAGACCGUGUGUCCCUGAUCCAGCAGAUCACCACUCAAAAAUCACUCCCGAGGAAUCAAACCCCUGUGGUGACCAACAUACCAGAGCUAGGUGUAGUUUCCACUUACCAGAAUGAUGACUGGCUUUGCCGUAAUGAUGACCAGCAUCAGCAGGAGUCAACAUGCUCCAGCUCACAGCAGUUUACACCUAGGUCUCUCUGGGAUGCCAGUGACGGGGGAGUACAUGUGCACGUUCAUCCUGAGGACGGCUUCAGCAAACAUGGGGAGGAAAGUGAAGAAGAGUAUAUUUGCACUCCAGUUCCACAUCCUUUCCAUCUGUCAUCGUCCAAAGAAACCAGACAGCAGAAGCUGCUCCCAGACCCGAUUCUCAGACUCAAUCGAAUCAUUGGCUUUGGAGGAGCCACAACCAAAUGUGCCCUGUGGAGCAAAUCGGGUGAUGCAGUGGUGUAUCCGUGUCACGCCAUUAUCGUCUCUAUGAAGAUAUCGUCUAACCAGCAGAGAUUCUUCAUCGGCCACACUGAUAAGGUGUCUGCACUGGCUUUUAAUGGCAACACAACACUGCUGGCCUCAGCGCAAACUGGCAACCACAGUGUAGUUCGAGUGUGGAACUACCACAAAGGAAACUGUCUGGCCAUGUUUAGGAUUCAUGCCCAUUCAUUAUCAUCUCUUAGCUUCUCAUACGGUGGAGGUAUUCUCUGUGGAGUGGGUAAAGACAGCCAUAGUAAAACAAUGGUGGUGGUGUGGAACACUAUGAACGUUAGUAAAGCUGGAGAGGUGACCAUCUUAGCCAAAGCACACACAGAUGUGGACAUCCACACCAUGAAGGUUGCCUUCUUUGAUGAUACAAGGAUGGUGUCAUGUGGCCGCGACAAUAUUCGCCUGUGGCGAGUGAGGAAUGGGACGCUGCGCUCCUGUCCAGUCAACCUGGGGGAAUACCACUCACUGGACUUCACCGAUGUGGCCUUUGAGGAGGGAAACUCUUCCAACCAGCAUCUUGAUGAUCGAACACUAUUUGCCAGCAGUCGGAGCGGCUAUAUCUUUGAGAUUGACUACAGCAGAGUUGUUAUUAGAAAUGUCAGGAGGCUGUUGCCUGCACAGCAGCAGCAUGCAAAUCACAGGGAGAAAUGGACUUUUAACACAGGUCCAAGCAUUGCCAUCAACAGCAUCAGUGUGUCCUCAUCAUUUUGUGCCACGGGCUCUGAAGAUGGCUUCCUGCGGCUCUGGCCCCUUGAUUUUUCUGCCGUCUUCCUGGAGGCUGAGCAUGAGGGACCUGUGAGCCUGGUGUCAGUCUCAUCAGACAGCCUUCAGGUCCUGGCAGCCACCUCUACCGGUAACCUGGGUUUCCUUCAUGUGAGCAGCCGAGGUUACAACACGCUGAUGAGGUCACAUACAGACACUGUGCUCGGCUUCAGUGUGGAUGGCAUCCGUCGCCAUCUCACAACAGCCUCUUCAGAUGGCACAGUGCGCAUUUGGAAUAUGGAUUCCUUGCAUCAGUUGUAUGAUUUUGUGUCAGAGGACAGCCCCUGUUCGGUGGCCUUCCAUCCCAGCGAGCAGGUCUUCUCUUGUGGCUUCAGCUCCGGCAUCGUCAGAGUCUUUAACAUCUCCAGUGCCAAGCUGCUGGCUGAACACAAGCAGCACAGAGGUGAAGUGGUGGGUCUUGUCUUCUCUCCGGAUGGGGAGUUCAUGUACAGUGCUGACUCUCAGGGCUCUGUGGCACUUUACAACGCCUCUGAGGAAGACCACAAUGUCAUCAGAGUUGUGUGUAAUGUGAUUGCCCGAGGCACUGAGCGCGCUCCCGACGCUCUCGCAGUGAGCAGUGACAGCCGCUGUCUGGCUUUUAUCGGUCCAUCUGAGUACAUUGUCACCAUCGCUGAUUCACAGUCUCUGGAUGAGAUGUUCAUAGGCCACAGUCAGCCUAUCCGCCAGGUGAGCUUCACCCCGGACCAACUGGGCGUAGUCUCAGUGGGAGACGCCAUAUUCCUUUGGGACUUCCUGGCACAUCCUGUUGACUCUUUGACUGAUAGCCGUUCACCUCUGAGAGUAAGCUACAUCUCAGGCCCUAAAUCAGCAGUUCAACCAGACGCUGAAGUGAGUGGAGUUCAGCUGUCCAGUGGGAUGCCUCGACAGACAGCGCCCCUCCCCUCCUCACCGCCACCACCUCUGGACAUCAGCAGCCUUGACCAAGUCGACCAAGAGGUUUUGGGUUCCUUGUCGAUUUGUGAUGAGACCCCGACCAUCCCAGCCGCUACCGUCCCAGCCACUGGUUCAUGUCCUUCCUCUGACCCCAGACCAGCUGUCUCCUUCCUCAAAGUCACAGAGCUGGUCAACACAUCUCCCCUGAAUACAAGCCACAUAAACACUGUUGAGUUGAAAGGAAAGACGCCAGUGCGUCCUGAUUGUUACAGGCACUUUAUUCCACGUUUCAAGACUUCCACUCUUGAUCAGGCCGCUGUGGCUCCCCAACCAGGAGAAGAGGGCAUAAAGCUGAAAGCAGUGAUCGGCUACAAUGGCAAUGGGCGUGGCAACAUGGUGUGGAGCCCUGACCAAGGUCUGAUGGCAUACUCGUGUGGCUGUGUGGUGGUGGUGGAGUACCUUCAUACAGGAAGUCAGCGGCACUUGCAGGGCCACAGCGAAGAGAUCUCUUGUCUUGCUGUCACAAAUGAUGCACAGACAGUGGCAUCAGCAGCUGGUGGCAACAAUGGUAGCAGGAGCCUCAUCUGCAUUUGGGACGUCCAGAAUGGAACUUGUCGAAAUACCAUCUCCUACCACAGGGGGGCGGUGCAGUGUGUCACUUUCUCCAGAGAUGAUCGUUUCUUUCUCUCUGCUGGAGACUUCUCGGACCCAGAGGUGGCUCUGUGGAGCACUAAGACCUUCCAGCUGCUCUCCAGUGUACGUGUGUCAGGACCCAUCCAUGAUGCAGCCUUCAGCCCCUCAGCAGCCAGCCAGCUGGCCUGUGUGGGCAGCCAAGGGGCUUACUUCUGCCUCAUCAACACACAUGGCUUGGAUGUAGACCUCAAGGUCCAGACAGUGAAAGCACCAGCAGAGGUGGGAGAUGUGGAGCUGACAGCUCUGUGCUACCACAUGGACUCCUUUCUGUUCACCGCCACCAAUCGCGGACAUGUUUGCGUCUGGGACGUAAACACACAGCGCUGCUUCAUGACCUGGGAAGCUGAUGAGGGAGAGAUUGGAGUGCUGCUGUGUCGAGGGAACCGUCUGUUGACAGGCAGCAACACCCGCUGGUUGCGACUGUGGGAGGUAGAAGCUGUACAGGGACUGAAGCCUCAGGAAAAGGUCUGCAAUGGGGAAGACAGUGGGACCGUGGUGGUGUUGGAGCAGGAGAUAAUGCUGGAUGGGACGACGGUCAGUGCAGCAUUUGAUAACACAAUGGACAUGGGCAUCGUUGGCACCACAGCAGGAACCGUCUGGUACAUCAACUGGCCAGACAACAGCAGCAUCCGACUGAUCAGUGGGCACAAGACCAAGGUGAAUGAUGUGGUGUUUAGCUCUGACGAGAGACAUUUUGCCACCUGCAGCGAGGACGGCAGCGUGAGGGUGUGGUCAGCCCCCAGCAACGAACUGGUGGUGCAGUUCCAGGUGCUCAAUCAGGGCUGUGGCUGUGUGUGCUGGAGCCCUUCUUAUAGUAAGGAGAGCUCAUGUGUGGCUGCAGGAUACAGCGAUGGGACCCUGAGGAUAUUCCAGCUUUCUUCCUCAGAGAUGGAGAUGAAGCUGCAUCCCCAUCAAGUGGCUGUCACUGCCAUCCAGUAUUCCGCUAACGGUCAUGUGAUCCUUUCAGCGGGGAAGAAUGGUCUGGUAGCUGUCAGCAGCCCAGUGAAUGGAGGGACGAUGCGUGUCAUCAGGGACCACAAAGGAGCGCCGAUUACCACCAUCCAGUGUGUGAAUGAACAGUGUAAGAAUUUCGGACUGGACGGAAACGAGAUGUGGUUGGCUGCCAGUUCUGACAGACGUGUCAGUGUGUGGGCUGCCGAUUGGCUGAAGGACAAAUGUGAUCUGCUUGACUGGCUGACAUUUCCUGCUCCGGCCUAUUUUGGGGAUGACAGCCCACCUCCCAGUCUGGCUGCCUUCUGCCCUGCAGACCCCAGCCUGGUGGUCUACACUGGCUAUGGAGUAGAGAAAGAGCUGUCCUUCUACUGCCUGGCUAAAAAACAGAUAAUAAAAAAGAUUGCCCUGCCUGACUGGGCCACAUGCUUGAGCCUCUCCUCUAAGAGUCAACUCAUAGCAGUGGGAUCAAAAGAGCGAGUGUUAAAGUUGAUCAAGUCGACCAGCGGCAGGUUCCAGGACUUCCUGCAGCACAGUGACUCACUGCAGACAUGUCGCUUCUCUCCCUCUGGGACUCUUCUUUUCACCGUAGCUUAUAAUGAGAUCUUCCUGUGGGAGGUGCAGGGCCUCACAUCUGUUUUUGAAACUCAAACCUUGUAGGUUUAUUCCGUUUUACACGUGACUAGUUCAAAUUCUUUCUCCAUGUAAUGUUAUUGUUCCAUUUUUUUUUUUAAUCAGUUUUGAGGCAAAUAGUAAUUUGUGGAGAAGUUUUGUGUAACAUUUGCCACAUUGGAGCUUUUUCCUUAUGCAUGUAUGGUUUUAAAAUACAUUUUUGUUGAAGGAA
Perca fluviatilis (European perch) is the source of this 5782-nucleotide messenger RNA. RefSeq names its product WD repeat domain 90 (gene wdr90). Gene Ontology annotation, molecular function: protein binding. Gene Ontology annotation, cellular component: centriole. Lineage: Eukaryota; Metazoa; Chordata; Actinopteri; Perciformes; Percidae. The record is from RefSeq and is a predicted model, not a curated record. The transcript has 41 exons. The coding region runs from base 307 to 5598 and encodes 1763 amino acids.